GUCACUGCCAUUCCGUUUUCAAUCGCUAGGGAGAGACUCUGAAUAAGUGAGUCCCUCUCACACACACUCACUGCAGGGUCCCACUACAGGCUGCUCUGUUCGGAGGAUACAACACUCCUCCAUCCUCACACCGCUCGGCAGGACGCGGCGCAACUCUCCGUCCGGUGAUGGAGACGGGCGCCUCUGAGCCAGACCCAUCCCGGCAGCGGAACGGGUUCGUGGGGACGCUGUACGGGGAGUUCACGGACACACUCAACGACAGUCUCCGGUACUCGGUGAGUCUAACGGCGAGCAGCCUGACCAUCCAGAGGAUCUGCUCCUCUCCAGGCAGGACGAAGGUGGUUUUUAACUUGGCCGACUGUAUCGGCUGCCGGGCGUACAGAGGAACGGACAGCGCGGAUAUCGGUGCCUACUUCACGGCUUAUUUCUACCCGUUUAAGAGGCGCUGGAUGAGCGCCGGAGUGGCCCGGCAAAGAGUGGAGCAGUGCUUCAGGGUCGCGCUGGUCCAGGACGCGAGCGUCAACCUGCAGGAGGCUGAGAGGUGGGCUGCGGCCGUAAGAGAUGCCUCAGGGUUGCAGGCACCCCGGAGGGAGGGUGUCACGUACACAGAAGUCCGGCGGCCCGGCCGCGUCAUGAUAUUCGUGAACCCUCAGAGCGGACGCGGCCAAGCUCUGCAGCUCUUCACCGGCCACGUACAGGGCAUGCUCACCGAAGCCGCUGUUCCCUACAAGCUCUUCAUUACAGAGCACCAAAAUCACGCACGGGAAGUGGUGAGGAGGGCCGACCUGUCCCGGUGGGACGCUCUGGUUAUCAUGUCAGGGGAUGGUUUGCUGUUCGAGGUGAUAAAUGGUCUGAUGGAGAGAGAGGACUGGCAGAGGGCCAUCCAGACUCCUGUUGGUAUUCUACCAGGUGGCUCAGGCAACGCCCUGGCAGCCUCCGUCCACCACUACUCACAGUCACCUCCAGCUUGGAAUGAAGAGCUGCUGCUGAGCUGUGGCUUCAUGCUUUGUAAAGGACUGGUUGGCACCCUGGACCUGGUGUCCAUCCACCUGUCCUCCCGUCAACGUCUCUUCUCCUUCCUCUCCGUGGCCUGGGGCUUUGUGGCUGACGUUGACAUCGAGAGCGAGAAGUACCGGCACGUCGGCGCAAUCCGCUUCCUGAUGGGCACCCUGGUGCGCCUGGCCUCCCUCAAAAUAUACCAGGGCAGAUUAGCAUAUCUGCCUGCCAAGGAGAAGCCAAAACUCCCCAAAGGGACCACGAAGACUGGCCACAGUCCGUCCACACCUCAGCGUCCCUCACUCUGCUCCUCCCUCCCCUGUCAGCUCAACCCUGACUCCUCCACAAACCUCAUCUCUCAUCACAAUCACAACAGCCCAAAUUCAAACCACAACACCAUCACCAACACCACCGGUGAAAUCACCACCAAGAGAUCGGAGGGCGGUGGUAAGACCGUGACACCGGUGGACUCACUCCUUCCUGACCUGGACCAGCCAGUACCAGAGAGCUGGACUGUAGUCCAGGAGGAGGACUUUGUCUUAGUACUUGCUAUUUACCAGUCCCAUUUGGCUGAGGACUUGUGGACGGUCCCCGGUGCGUCGGCGGACGACGGACUAAUUCACCUCUUCUACGUGACGGCGGGAAUCUCACGCCCCGCCCUCCUGCGCCUUUUCCUCGCCAUGGAGAAGGGGGCCCACCUGUCAUGUGACUGCCCCCACCUGGUGUAUGAGAAGGUGAAGGCGCUGAGGUUGGAGCCCGUCACUCCACAUGGCGUGAUCACCGUGGAUGGAGAGAUGGUGGAGUACGGCCCCGUCCAGGCACAAAUCCACCCGGGACUGGCAAGACUCAUAUGUGGAUGAAGGGGGAUUAUCUUAAUCUUUUAGAGCUUUGU
This is a messenger RNA of Cynoglossus semilaevis (tongue sole), 1888 nucleotides long. RefSeq names its product sphingosine kinase 1 (gene sphk1). The coding region runs from base 168 to 1856 and encodes 562 amino acids. Gene Ontology annotation, cellular component: membrane; intracellular membrane-bounded organelle; cytoplasm. NCBI's taxonomy places the organism in Eukaryota, Metazoa, Chordata, Actinopteri, Pleuronectiformes, Cynoglossidae. The record is from RefSeq and is a predicted model, not a curated record. The transcript is spliced from 5 exons. Gene Ontology annotation, biological process: negative regulation of apoptotic process; phosphorylation; sphingosine biosynthetic process.